Molecule: messenger RNA, 609 nt
Organism: Paramecium octaurelia
Lineage: Eukaryota; Ciliophora; Oligohymenophorea; Peniculida; Parameciidae
Source: the annotation of a GenBank genome assembly
AAUGAAUCCAAUUUCUAUGCCUCAAUUUAAAGGGGAUCCACUGUUAUUCCAUGCGGUGGCACAUGGAAAUGUUUAGGAAGUCAUUUCACUAAUAGAAGAUAAGGAAGCCAGCGUUGAUGCUCGUAAUAUUAAUGGUGCAACUCCUCUAAUAUAUGCUGUCUAAGCAAAUCAUCCUUAGAUUACAGAACUUCUCUUGAAAUUUAAAGCAAAUCCGAACUUAAAAGAAUACUAUGAUGUAGGAGAAAAGACUGCUUUGCACUAUGCAGUUGAAAAAAAUUAAUUUAAAUUAUGUUAGUUACUUUUAGAUUACGGAGCCAAUCCAAGUUUGUAGGAUAAAAGAGGUCUCACUUGUUUACAUUAUGCAGCCAGAUAAGGAUUCAAAUAAAUAGUUGUGUUACUACUAAAUUAUGGAGUUGAUAUCAAUUUAAGAGAUGAGAAUGGAUUCAAUGCUUCCUAUUGGGCUUAAGUUAAUAAGUUUAAUGAAAUUUUGAUUUUAUUACCUCCACCAAAAGUCAUUCCCUCAAACGAUUUAUUAGAAUUUAAGACUCAAAUGAGAGAAAUCCAUAAAAUAGAAAUAGGUAAAAAAAAAAAGAAGAAGAAGAAAUGAAC